GCACGUCGUUGUGAAGCGAUAUGAAUCGUGCUGAUAUUAAAGUCGACUCUCUGUGAGUGAAAUUGUGCGCUGCCUUCUUAAAAAAAAAAAAAACAACAAAUUACGCACGGUUUUAAUUCGCUCAUACGCACUUUCCGCUGACGUUUCUCUCAGCAACACACACACACACACACACACACACACAGUGCUGGCGUGACCAGAAAAAGGGCUGCUCGGUAACAGUGAAGCAAGGAACAGCAGCGGGAGACGAAAACCGACCGAAAACAGUCUAAACAAGGCCGUGGACGCGGUUCUGAGGAAGGAGAGAGAGAGAGAGACAGAGAGACUGAGUAAGAGAGACACUGGGCUCCAACCAUGCCACUGUUUGGUAAAUCUCACAAGAGUCCCACGGACAUUGUGAAGGCUCUGAAGGACAACCUGUCCAUCCUGGUCAAGCAGGACAAGAAGACAGAGAAGGCCUCCGAGGAGGUGUCUAAAUGUCUGGUGGCAAUGAAGGAGAUCCUGUACGGCACCAACGACAAGGAGCCCCACACGGAAACGGUGGCCCAGCUGGCCCAAGAGCUGUACAACAGCGGCCUGCUAAUCUCCCUGGUGGAGAACCUGCAGGUCAUCGACUUUGAGGGGAAGAAGGAUGUGUGUCAGAUCUUCAACAACAUCCUACGCAGGCAGAUUGGCACCCGCAGUCCCACAGUGGAAUAUUUCUGCUCCCAUCAGGAAGUGCUCUUUAUUCUGCUCAAAGGGUAUGAGACUCCUCAGGUGGCACUGAACUGCGGCAUCAUGCUGCGCGAGUGCAUCCGGCACGAACCGCUCGCCAAAAUCAUCCUGCACUCGGAGCAUUUCAACGACUUUUUCAGCUACGUGGAAAUGUCGACGUUCGACAUCGCCUCCGAUGCGUUCGCCACCUUCAAGGACCUUCUUACAAGGCACAAGGUUCUAGUGGCAGAAUUUUUAGAACAGAACUACGAUGCAGUCUUUGAGAACUAUGAGAAGCUGCUGCACUCUGAAAACUAUGUGACAAAGAGGCAGUCACUGAAGCUGUUGGGUGAGCUCCUGCUGGACAGACACAACUUCACUGUGAUGACGAGGUACAUCAGCAAGCCGGAGAACCUCAAACUCAUGAUGAACCUGUUGAGAGACAAAAGUCCCAAUAUCCAGUUUGAGGCAUUCCACGUGUUCAAGGUGUUCGUGGCGAACCCAAACAAGACGCAGCCCAUCAUAGACAUCCUUCUGAAGAACCAGACGAAGCUCAUCGACUUCCUUAGCAACUUCCAGAAGGACCGCACAGACGACGAGCAGUUCAACGACGAAAAGACGUACCUCAUCAAACAGAUACGAGACUUAAAGAAACCCGCCUCCUAAAACCUUAGCUAGCGAUCGCGUUAUUAAGCACCUCAUCUUUUUACUGAGGGGGAAAAAAAAUAAACAAACAAAAAAAAAAUCACAAAAAUCUAUUAACAAUAAUAAUUCUAUUUAAGAUCUUAAACAUUUGUCUUUUCUUAGUCAUGAGGCUCGCAAGUGAUAGUUUUCGAUCACUGAUGUUCAGUUAUUUUCUUCCUUUAUUUUAUUUUUUAUUUUUUUAAAUUUCCUUUUCCUUGAUUUUUUUUUUUUUUUUUUUUUUUUUUUUUUUUUUUUUUUUUUUUUUUUUACUUUCUUUCAUGAGACAUUUGUUAGUUUUAUCAUCGAGUUGUGUGCCACAAUAGGAUGUGUUUAAAACAAACAAUAACGGAACUUACAGGCGACCGAUUUAGUUUCAGGAAGAACCAAAGCUGGUAGCAGCCUCGAGAAACGUGGACGAGGACCUAUUGACACUUAUGGUUUUUACAUUCUGAUGAGCUCGUAUUCUCACACACACACACACACACACACACACACACACACUGAUCUGAGUGCAGUUCACACAGCAGCAGUUUUGGCCUCGCUCUUGUACAGUUUGUAGCUGUAGUAGUGGAGUUGUAGGAAGGGAGGAUGCAUUCCCCAGUUAUUUAUAAAAACUGAUUUUCGCACAUUAGUAACUUCAUUCUUGCACCCCCCCCCCCGAUUCUUCUUGUUUCCUACUCUAGCGCCUCCUGGUACUGAUGGUAUGCGCUGAAUCUUCUUACUCCUCACACACCUCUAUGGCUCACCGCCGACUCUAAAUUUCCCAAAAUAAACAGUCACGUCAUCCCUGUUUGCUGGGUUUUCUUUUCAGUAUUUUUAGCUUCAGCCAUCGAUCAGGAGCGCGGUUUCUCUUAUGCUUUAUAAAUGAUUUUUUUUUGUUUGUUUAGUUACCAAAUUUACGCUUGCGAAACAGGGCUGUGUUACUUUUUUUUCAGUUCCUACUCGACGACAUGUUUACCUAUCACGUGUUUAAAGCUGGUUUUAGUCUGUAAGUGGGCGCCCUUGGGUGUGUGAUGAUUUGCCGUGAGGCUGGAUUUCAGAAUAAUGGUUCGUGCUAGAGUACUAAAGCAGCUUAGUACUGUAGCGUAUCCAGUGCUUCAAUCUUCCUAUAGGACCUACUUUAUAGGAGUCAUGUAGUUUUAAUCCCACUAAUAUUCUUUGUUUCUCGUAGGCGUUGCGGUUCCGUGCUGUGAUUUCUGCAGUACUUCAGCGUAUUUCUCUCCAUUAGCCGGUAUGUUAAGCUUCUUCAUAGUGAUCUCUCUGGACAUUUAGCUCAGACCUUAACGGGACAGUCGAGGACACGGACGUUCAAAACAGGUGCCUUUUUGUUGUUUUAUAAAUGUAUUCCUGGUUUAUUUUUUGUUUUUCUCUCAUCGCUUUUUGUAUUUUUCUAGGGGGAGCUUAAUUUAAUUUUUGUUGUUAAUUUUAAAUAUGUUCUAGUCGAGCAUAUUUUGAAUCGAUUAAGCAGUGAACCUCUUAACUCGCUAUAUUUGAGUUACGCCGAUUUCGUCCUUCUUGCUUUUCAUUCGCCGUCGGUCGAUCGAUUCGCUUCGUAUGAUUGUAUCAUUUGGAUUAAGUGGAAAUUUGUAUGCUGAGAUGGUCUUGAUCACAUUUUGCCAAUUAUGUGAAACUUGUUAUAGUUAUAUAUCGAUUAUUCAUAUUGAUUUUUUUUUUUUUUUUUCCAUCCAUCCUUUCCCUUUUUUUCCUCUAAUAAUUUUUUUUUUUUUUUUUUAUCCCCACACUAUUGGCAUUGCUUCUGCUCCUCCCAGUUCGAAUCAGCAUUCAGAGCUCAGACGGGCCGCAGGCUGUUCGGUAUUGCAUAUCAUGUGAAGUGAAUCAUGAAACCCUUCAGCAGGGGGGAAACCAUUCGAACAAUAUUAUCCACCUGAGCCAAAUUUUAUUCGAUAUCUUCACAUCCUUUACAUACACACGAUACAACGAAUGGAAAAAUAAAAUAAAACAAGGUUGAUAUUUCAAGUCUGAAAUCUUUCCCAAUGCCGCAUCCUUCCUUCUUCAAUGCUAAUUGUACCAUAUCACCAAUAAAGCAAAAUUCAAGCAUUAUCAGUAAUUCUCUCUCUCUCUCUCUCUUUGUGUCUGUCUGUGUGUGUGUGUAAAUGUGUUUCUAGUAUCGCACAGACAAAGUCUGAGUUAUUCACAUGACUUCAUUAACAUGGGUAUUGGUUUCAUUUUUGACAUGAGGGCAACGUGCCACACACUUGACCUCUGUCACUGGAUCUCUUUUUAAGGAAGCAGGAUGAAAUUAACCUGCUGUUAAAAUCGAUCCACAACCGCUGCAUAACACAUUCAGAAAUAGGCCAAACACGGAAAAGCAAAACCAUGGCAUUGCUCUCACUUCUCUUUUAUCUCUUGGGUGAAGAACAAAAACAUCAUGACGCCGACUGCGUAAUGAAAGUAAUUCGUCUGUAAUCUGAAUUUCACUUUCACUGACUACAAUAUAGUCCAAGCCCAGGAUCCGGGCCUGUAAUUAUUGAUUAGAAACUCAUCCCCAUGUGGUGUUGCUGCAGAGAGGUGUGUCACAAAUUGAUUAGGUUUUGCUGUUGGACGAGUGAUACCGGCUUGACUGAGACUGAGGAAAUGCGUUCGUGUGUCAUGAAGUCAGCGUUUAAAAAAUAAGAGCGGUGCAUUGAAGGUUUUGUUGCAUGCUGCUGUCGUGCCAAAAUUGUACCCGGUGUGUAUUGCGUUUCAGGUUCCCCAAGGAAUCAGAAAAACGAUCGGCGCUGUCUGGUGAACAAAUAUUUAGACAGGAAAACAAGCUCAUCGCUCUUCUUCAACCUUUCCACUUUAGCUUUCACACACGCACAAAAAGAAAGAAACGGACAUAACGAUUAAAUAGUAUUUUAAAUGAAUACAUUAUUAACAGUUGCUAAAAUAUACUGACUGCUAUGCAUAUGAAAUGAUUCAUGAGUAAGCGCAUGCUUUGGGGACUUCAUCUACCAAAUAAAUGUUUUCUUAGUCCAUAAUAAUUAAAUAUGCAA
Messenger RNA from Hemibagrus wyckioides, 4373 nucleotides. It is a transcript of the gene cab39l, whose product is annotated as calcium binding protein 39-like. Gene Ontology annotation, molecular function: protein serine/threonine kinase activator activity. The record is from RefSeq and is a predicted model, not a curated record. The transcript has 9 exons. Gene Ontology annotation, biological process: intracellular signal transduction. Bases 355 to 1359 code for a protein of 334 amino acids. NCBI's taxonomy places the organism in Eukaryota, Metazoa, Chordata, Actinopteri, Siluriformes, Bagridae.